CACGUUACGCUCAACAGGCGAAUCCCUGCGCGCGCCCAAGUAUUGGAGGUACUUUACAAGUCAAAAACCUGUCAACUGCUCCAUAUCUAACUUUUCCAGCCGUAGGAUGGACAGAGACCGGGGUUUUAACUUCAAACUGUUGGUACCUCCCAGAGUGAAUAAUGGACAGGUAUCUGCUGUUCGACCUCAGGAAAUCAUUGAGAGUUGUGGUGAUUUCAUGAAUAAGUUGCAGCAGGGUAACAGUAAAUGUUAUGACAAAGAGCAGAGCAUGCCUUUCCCCAAUAUGAGCAUGGUUGUACCAACAAAACCUACCAGACAAGAGUUUCCUAAGAUGAAAGUCGUGCCACCAAUGGAAAAAGACAUGAACAAUUGCAAUCCUGGACAGCUUUAUUGCAAGCUGUUUGAUGAAGUUGAGAAAAUUAAGUGUUGGAAGGUCAAAGCUGACAGUGACACUGUGCACAAGGAAAGGAGACUACAAGAAAACAAAAGAACAAUUGAAACUCAACGCAAAGCCAUUCAAGAAUUGCAGUUUGGAAAUGAAAGUCUCAGCUUAAAGCUGGAGGAACAGAUCAGUGAGAAUGAGGAUUUGAGGAACAAGAACAAUGCAACAAGGAACUUGUGCAAUAUCCUCAAAGAUACUUUUGAGCGGUCAUCCAAGAAAAUGCACUUAUUUGAAUCCGAAAGAGAAGAAACACAUCACAUCUUGAUGGAAAAUAGUGAAAGCAUUCAGAAACUAAUUGCAGCUUUUGAAAGCCUUCGUAUGCGAGCAGAAGCCGAUCAGCAAGAGAUGCAAAAAGUCAAGGAGGACCUGCUGCAGUUUGAAAGUCUGAAAGAGAAACAUCAUCAAGAAUAUAACAUGAAAGAGAGAGAGGUUGCUGUGCUUCAGACAAAACUCAAGGACAAGGAAAGUGAACUACAAAAACUCUUGCUUGACCUUCAUGAAACCCAGAAGCACUGCAAACAGCUUCAAGAAGAAACAGAAGAACAGUAUGAACUUCUCAAAAGCUUAAAAACUGAACGAGAAUCCGUUCUUCAAGAGCUGCAUACCACAGAGCAGUGCUGCAAAGAAACUGAGAAAAAACAUGAUGCUAUUGCUGCAAUGCUGGAAAAGAGUAAAGAAGAAUAUGCACAGAUGAUUAAAAGCAAAGACUUAAACUUGGAGGAGCUCAGGAAAGUCCGAAAUCAACAAGCAGAGAAGCUGGAGCAGAUUCAGACAACAAUUCAGGAGCUACAGAAUUCACUAGCCUUCGAGACACAGAGGGCCAGUGAACUUGAGGAUAAACUUGUGGCAAAUGACAUGGACCUUAAAAAAAGCAGCACAUCUUUAGAAGUGACCAUGGAGCAGAGUGCAAAGAAAGAUGGGAAGAUCAAAAUACUUGAAGAUGAACUGGACAAAAAAUCAAAAUCCAUUGAGUCUAUGAAGGGCAAGAUUGAUGUCACUGAAGUCAGAGUGGAGGAACUCACAGCUGAGCUUUUGAAGAAAACUGAAGAAGUCCAGCUAUUAAAGACUGAAGCAGAGGCUGCCUUUGCUGAAAGUGAUGAACUGAAGAAGGCUUGUGAAGCUGCUGAAAAGGCACACGAAGAUUUAAAGCAGAAGACUAAAGUGACAGAGAUCCAAGUAAAGGAGCUAAAGGGAGAGCUAAUUACUGAAAAAGAGAAAAAUAAAGAAAACACCUUUCAGAUUGAUCAACUGAGGAAAGCCAUUGUGCACCAUGAAACAAAGUACAAAGAGCUCUUGUCUAACUUUGAUGAGCUGCAGUCUGAGAAGACAGCCAUUCAACAGCAGUUUGAGAAUGCAUCAUCUAAUGCGAAAGCUAUUCUGGCUAACAUGAAGGAGAGUGAGGAUAAGGCUGCAAAGCUCACAACAGAAAUUCAAAGAGUGGAAGAAGAAAACCAAUGUUUACGAGAGGAAUUAAACUCCAUUAAAACUGAAAUCCAAAGGGAGACUCCGCAGAAUAAACUUGAAGAUCAUUGCGAACAUCUGCAGGAGGAAAUUAUAGGAAAAGAAAAAGAAAUCAAAGCUCUGGCAACAAAGCUCUGCAAUGUCAGGAAAAAUUUUGAAAUCAAGCUCAAAGCCCAGGAGGAAUACAAGAAAGAAAAUAAAAUGCUUAAGAAACAAAUAGCGAAAGAGACUGCAAAAUUCAGUCAACUUGAAAAUGAGGUCAAUGGUCUUCAAGAGGAGUCCCAGAAACUUAGGAGACUGAACAAGGAAGACUAUCUGAAAUUCCAGAGGGAGCUUGAGUCCAAGUCAACCUUUGCAGAAGAGCUUAAGAAUGAGGUACAAAAGCUCAAAGUAACAGCAGCAGAGGCUGUCAAGAACAAGGAAGACGCAGAACUCAAGUGUCAACACAAGAUAGCAGAUAUGGUCGCACUGAUGGAAAAACACAAGAGCCAGUAUGACCGGAUGGUUGAACAAAAGGAUGCAGAGCUUGAUGAGAACAGGAAGAAAGAGAGAGAGGCUGUGGCCUGUAGGAAAUCACUGGAAGUGGAUCUUGAGAAGCACAAGACUGAUAAAGAUCAGCUGAAGCAACAGCUGAAGACAGAAGUGGCAGAGAAGGAAAACCUCCAGAAAGAGCUCACUGAUUUGAAGAAUGAAAUGUCAUCCAUGAAAAGCUCUCAGCUGUCAGAAGUGAUAAACAAGCAGUCACCUGCCUCAAACUAUAAACAAGGGAAGAGUUCAGUGACUCCAAAAGAGAGCUCUGCAAAGAGACAUGUGUUUAGCUUCUCCAAGACCAGGAAAACUCCCUCCUACAGCAAGGAUGAUGGAAAUGCUGCAGUUAUGAAGAAAGCUGACUCUGACUGUGACUUCAUCAAAACAUCAGCUAGAACAACACCAAAGACCAAGAAAAUUCAAAAUGGAAACCCGGAAACCCCAAGUAUAAUGACAAACAGGGUUGGCGGAACAUCAAAGAUCAAAUCCUACAGAAUUAGAACACCUCCUUCUUCUCUGACUGCGUGCUGGGAGAAGAACACCAUAGAGCUUGACCCCAGGUCUGACAGCUCUGAUCAAAAUGAUAUCUUGAGCUUUGCACAUGCACCUGCGCCAAAGUCUUCUGCUCCAACCUCCAAACUCAACAGCUUGCAAAACAUUCAGAGCCCUGUCAGUCAUAAAUCACCAGGGAACUCCUUGAAGCUUGCUGCAAUGAAAAGGAUGAGAGAUGCUGGUUGGACAGCUGUAACUGGCUGUGACAAAAAAAAGAAGAAGAGCAGUGAGAGGGUCUUUGCCUAAAUAGUGCUGUUACAGGUCAGAUAAACAGUACUCAAAACAAUCUUAGACAGUUUUAAGUGUUAAUGUUCCAAAAUGAAUAUAUGCUACCGUUUGGAAUCAAAUAGAAUUGGCAAUUCAUUUCUUAACAUUCAUACAUGGUAUUGUUAUGGAUUAGCUCAACAGCAUUGUUAACAGAAAGACUUAGGUGUUCUUGUUCUAGUUUUUCAGGGUUUGUAGGAAGAUUUUAAGUGGUUGAGGAGUCUCACCCUAAAUGCUUUAAAAUGUAUCUUUACUGGUGUUCACAUGAAACCUUAUUCAUUCUGCGCAUGUUCAUAUUGUUGGUGUGGGAAAAGGUAUAGUUAUUAUUAUCUUAAUAUGUAUGAAAUUAAUAUAUUUGUUUAUCUUGGUACUGACAGUUACAGAAGUAAAAGUAAUGUUCAAAUCA
This is a messenger RNA of Acanthopagrus latus (yellowfin seabream), 3653 nucleotides long. It is a transcript of the gene sycp1, whose product is annotated as synaptonemal complex protein 1. Gene Ontology annotation, biological process: lateral element assembly; synaptonemal complex assembly; chiasma assembly. NCBI's taxonomy places the organism in Eukaryota, Metazoa, Chordata, Actinopteri, Spariformes, Sparidae. Gene Ontology annotation, molecular function: double-stranded DNA binding. Bases 107 to 3229 code for a protein of 1040 amino acids. Gene Ontology annotation, cellular component: central element; synaptonemal complex; transverse filament. The transcript is spliced from 35 exons. The record is from RefSeq and is a predicted model, not a curated record.